CGCACAUAUGUUGUUUUGUAUAUACAGCCGGCUUUACAAAGUUGUAGUUUUGUUAAGUAUUUAACCAUGUUUUAUCCAAAGACUCCGUUCGUGGGCAACAGUUUGCUGGAAGCCGAAAUUCUUAAAGUCAAUGUGAGGAACCUCCCCUACCAUUCGGCGGCUCUGUCCCAGCUAUUGGAAUGGCUCUGUCAGACUCCACGAGUGACCACCUACAGGGUGAACCGACUGCGCACUAAUGUGGACACGCACAAGAAGCAAUUGGAAGAGCAUUUCGCACAGCGCUAUGGCCAGCAGGCUCCUAGGAUCUAUGGCCUGGCGGAUCUGCCCGAAGUACUAUGCAUUGCGCCAUUUGAGGCGGAACUGGUGCUGCGUGAGCCUGAUCCAACGCUGAAAGAGAUCAUUGUGGACACCAGUUGCGGAGCUGCCCUGCUGCGUGGAGCUCACAUUUAUGCCCCCGGCGUUCUGGCCAUGGAGUCGAACACACAACUGCAGGAAUGCGCCAAUGUCUAUGCAGACUUGGCCGGCAAAUGCAAGCGGGGCACAACUACGCGCUACGAGAGCUCGGAAAAGGUUUUCGUGGGUGUGGGCAAGGUGCUAAUGCAGCGCUAUCAGCUGUACAAUAACAAAGAUGAAGCUCCCACAGGCAUCGCCGUUGAAAUGCAAUCAAACGUCAGUGGCGUGCCCUCGCUAGGCGACCUCAGCAGCGCAGAUGCCCUGCUACAAAAUCUGCCCUCUAUUGUAUGCGUGCGUGUCCUGGACCCACAGCCCGAUGAACGCAUCCUGGACAUGUGUGCUGCUCCGGGCAACAAAACGACUCACAUUGCCGAGCUAAUGGGCGAUCAGGGAUGCGUCGUGGCGUUGGAUAACUCUGCCAGUCGCGUGCGCGGCAUGCUGACGAAACUGAACAACUAUCAGAGCAUACAGGCGCACGUCUUUGACUCCACAAAGGCGGUGGCAGCGUCGAGCGAUGCGUCUUGCCCAGCAGCUCCACCCUUUCCAUGCGACAGCUUCGAUCGCAUUCUUCUAGAUGCUCCAUGCAGCGGCUUGGGCAACCGUCCGCAGCUGUUGUGCAGCAUUAAGCAGGCCAAGGUGCUGCAGUCCUAUCCAAACAUUCAGCGUCGUCUGCUGGGGCAGGCCGUGCAACUGUUGCGCCCUGGCGGCAUCUUGGUAUACAGCACUUGCACCGUCACCGAGGCCGAGUGCGAGGGCAUUGUUGCCUGGGCGCUGCGAAAGUAUCCCGAGCUACGUCUGGUGGAUGCCACACCUCGGUACGGUGGUGCUGGCCUGCCACUCCCCGAUCUGGAGGCAAAGCAGUCGAGUCUGCUGCAGCGCUUUGGCCCCUGCAAAGAUAUCGACACUGUGGGUUUCUUUAUAGCGAAAUUUCAGAAGGAGCUUAAAUGAUUAUUCAAGUUAUUCGGUUGUUUAUUUAAUUGAAUUUGAAUUCCUUAAAUAUUUGUUUCGAGCUUUGCCAGUGCCGGAAACACUAACGUAGAGAUUUCUUUGCAGAAUGGGCACAAAUAUGAAAUAAACAACACAAAUUGAUGAUAUUUUUGUUUAGGUUUCUAAAUGUUAAAAUUACUUAGAGAAGUUUACAAUUCACAUCUAUCGUAAUGUUAAUUAUAGUCUAUGUUUUAUUUUAGCACUUCUUAAGACGAGUAUUUUCCUGUUUAAAUGCAAAACGAUGCAUUUUUCUCACACUCUAUCUGUGGCCUUCCAACAGGCGUUUUCACAUUUAUAUUUAUAAUUUAAUUAAUUAUUA
This is a messenger RNA of Drosophila subobscura, 1759 nucleotides long. RefSeq names its product tRNA (cytosine(72)-C(5))-methyltransferase NSUN6. Gene Ontology annotation, biological process: RNA methylation. Gene Ontology annotation, molecular function: RNA binding; methyltransferase activity. The record is from RefSeq and is a predicted model, not a curated record. Bases 67 to 1401 code for a protein of 444 amino acids. The transcript has 2 exons. Lineage: Eukaryota; Metazoa; Arthropoda; Insecta; Diptera; Drosophilidae.